This is a messenger RNA of Linum tenue, 280 nucleotides long. The record is from the annotation of a GenBank genome assembly. Lineage: Eukaryota; Viridiplantae; Streptophyta; Magnoliopsida; Malpighiales; Linaceae.
CAGGGAUGUUUGUAGGUUUUCGUCGUCGAUGGUGUUUCUUAUGGUUGAGAGAUCAAUUCGCAGUCGGGAUGUUGACUACGCAAGCCAGCGAGUCGUGCAAUGCACAAGUGCGACUUUUAUUGAAAAUGAUUUGGACUUGUUUUUCAUUCACUUUAGCAAUUUGUUGGCUGAAAAAAGACGCAAGGAGACUGAGUCAGACUACAAUGGGAACAAUCGGUUCCUUAUAAUAUGAUGGAGGAUAGCCCGUUCCUACAACAUGCGGCAAAGGUCUUUACUCCUA